AAAGAAAAAAAUAUUUUAACCCUGAAUUGAGGUUAUACGGCGAAAAUUUUCCGGCGACUCAUAGCACCAAUUCUCUCGCCAUCUUCUUCUUGCUUUCGCUUCGCGAUUUGAGUUUCUGAAAACAAGCUGUUUCAAUUGGGAGCUCUUUUCAACUUGGUGGCUCGGUGGAUAUGGUUUCUGUUGGUUCGAAAGCUCUAGCUUCUAGGCGACAUAGAAGCUCUAUUUCAGUUGAAGACUGCUCAAUGGGUGAGGAUAAAUCAACGUAUAAAAGCGCGAGAAGGAAAAACGGCAUGAGUAGGAAGGCUGAACGAGGAGGUCAUGGUGGCUUUGAUCGGUAUGACACCCGCCAGAACGCGUUUGGGAUGAUAGAUGGUGGAAGCCUGAACGCUGACAAAAAGUUUUCGAAGAUGAAAAGUACUUCCGCACCUCAAACUUCAUUCAUUAGGAAGCAGGUUGAUCCCGAAACAACAAAAUACUUCACAGAGAUUUCUAAUUUAUUUGGAAGUGAUACGGUUGAUUUUGAAGAACGAUCGGUUAUAUGUGGUAAUGCUCUAGCGGAAGCUGAGGGGAAGGAAUUUGAACUUGCCACUGAUUAUAUCCUAAGUCACACUGUGCAAAGUCUUCUUGAAGGCUGUAAUGUUGAUGACCUUUGCAAUUUCCUCCACGGCUGUGCCAAGCAGUUUCCAUUUAUUGCCAUGGAUAGAUCUGGCUCACAUGUUGCUGAAACAGCUAUCAAGUCUUUAGCUAUGCACCUACAAGACAAAGAUGUUUAUCCUUUGGUUGAAGACACGUUAACUGCGAUAUGUAAGGAAAUUGUAUCCAAUCCUCUGGAUGUGAUGUGUAACUGCUAUGGUUCUCAUGUUCUCCGUAGCCUUCUUCAUCUCUGUAAAGGAGUAGGUCUAGAGUCUUCAGAGUUUCAUAGCAGAAAAUCAUCUAAAGUGGUAGCAGAGCGGUUGAAUAUCAAGGCACCUUGGCUUAAUGGAGAUAGUGGAUUCCAUAUAGGCUUCCCAGAAUCACUGAAGUGGCUUGUCUUUGGGUUGCUAAAGGGUGCAAGAAAAGAUGUCAGGAUCCUGCAAGUUGAUCAGUUCGGCAGUUUGGUUAUUCAGACUAUUCUGAAGUCAUUGGUGGGGCAAGAUGAUGAGCUCAGACAUAUAAUUCCCAUCCUCCUUGGCUGUAGCGAGAGAGAUCCUGUCGAAGGAAAUUAUAUACAAAUAUCUGUUGUUCGAGAUGUUAUAGAUUUGAUGAAAGAGACUGCCUUUAGUCAUUUAAUGGAGGUGAUUUUGGAAGUGGCUCCAGAAAACAUAUUCGAUGAACUCUUCACAAUAGUUUUCAAGAAUUCAUUGCUCGAGUUGUCAUCUCAUCCCUGUGGAAACUUCGCUGUCCAAGCGCUAAUUUCUAACAUAAAAUAUAAACAUCAAAUGGAGUUGCUAUGGUCAGAAAUUGGAACAAAAGUUGGAGAUCUUCUUCAUAUGGGAAGGUCAGGAGUUGUCGCUUCUCUAAUUGCUGCAAGUCAGAGGCUUCAAACACAUGAGCAGAAGUGUUGUGAAGCUCUUGUUCGUGCUGUAUGUUCAACUGAUGAAUCUCCAGGAUACAUUAUUCCUCGAAUAUUGUAUGUUGACAGAUAUUUCUCAUGCGGAGAUAAAGCCAAAUGGGAUUUUCCUAGUGGAGUUAAAAUACACGUCAUGGGCUCUCUAAUCCUGCAAACAGUUUUUCGUUAUCGAAGUGAACUGAUUCAACUUUUCAUUACAAGUAUCACAUCAAUGGAAUCCGAUCAUCUUCUUGAAGUAGCAAAAGACUCCAGUGGAGCUCGUGUUAUUGAAGCUUUUUUAAAUUCUGACGCCCCUGCAAAACUGAAGCGCAGAUUAGUUAUGAAGCUACGAGGACAUUUUGGAGAGCUUGCAAUGCAGUCAUCAAGUUCCUUCACAGUUGAAAAGUGCUAUAAUUCCGGUAACUUGUCUCUACGGGAGGCCAUUGUUUCUGAGUUGGCAGCUUUACAAAGCGAUCUCUCCAAAACCAAGCAAGGACCUCAUCUCUUGAGGAAGUUGGAUGUUGAAGGGUAUGCAUCCCGACCUGACCAAUGGAGGUCAAAACAAGCAUCAAGGGAAUCAGCUUACAAAGAAUUUCAUGAUACAUUCGAGUCUGGAAGGUCCAAAUCACUGAAGACUGAGUUCCUUGCUGAUAGUUCGAAGCAUACAUCGCACCCAAAGGAUGUGAAGACAAUUCGGCAAGAGAUUGAGCAUCACGCAACUUCUGAUAUCCCUUUUCUAUCAAUUUCUGGCUUCAAGGGCAAGUCAGAAAAGGGCAAGCAGGGUGGUAAAACAUAUUCCAGACCUUCCACAGAUAAUAAUAUCUUUGAUGGGAGAAAAAGUUCCAAACGGAAACGGAAUAACGAUCAGUCUGAGAAUGCUGAGGCAGCAAAAGGAAACGGAAUAACGAUCAGUCUGAGAAUGCUGAGGCAGGCAAAAGGAAACGGAAAGUGUAGCUACGAUCCCAAACCAAUCCUUGUACACUGCAGCAGUCGCAAAAGCAUUGAUUGGCAAAGAAGUCUUCAAAAAUAAGCUAUAGAAAGUGCGGUCAAUUGUAGCUUAGGAGUUUUCACCGGGAAAGUGGGAGCUUGAUAAUGAUGAGGAUUGUUUAUUUUUAGAUACAGUUUUUGGAGUUGUGGCAUAGGCUUUCAAGCAAUAUUGAGGAAAUUUCCUUUCUUUUUUUGGUGGGGUGGGAGAAGAUAUUCUGAUGCAGCAUAUACCAUACAAGAUCUUGGAAGUGACCAGGCCAAUAUUAGAGAAUUAUGAGAGGUCAGUAAUCAAAGCUUUCCUCUGGAAAAUAUGGUUCUUCCUGUCGGAUAUCUCUUGUAUCUUUCUGCCAACCACACCUAAAUUCACUGUCCAAGAUUUUGCUGUCUGUUAAGUGCAACAAGAGAUGGCCACAACUCAUUCUGAAUCAAGUAAAAUCUUGUCUUCCUCUGUUAAUUUUGUUUUCAAUUCCGUAUUUCUUCAUUAAUUAUGCAACUGUUUCGUCUUUUUAGAUUCAUGUCUCCUGAUGCAUUUGUAAGUUUGAUGCCUCAUAUGUGGUCUUCAAAUGUAUUCAAAAGUCUUGUAUUUUUAUUAUGAAACUAUAGACUUUGUCAACUUCGUGUAGAAAAGGAAAUUUACUAUAAAGUCAAGGUUGGUUAAUUCUGCA
Cucurbita maxima (winter squash) is the source of this 3180-nucleotide messenger RNA. RefSeq names its product pumilio homolog 23-like. The coding region runs from base 171 to 2558 and encodes 795 amino acids. Lineage: Eukaryota; Viridiplantae; Streptophyta; Magnoliopsida; Cucurbitales; Cucurbitaceae. The record is from RefSeq and is a predicted model, not a curated record. The transcript has 11 exons. Gene Ontology annotation, cellular component: preribosome, small subunit precursor; nucleolus; 90S preribosome. Gene Ontology annotation, molecular function: RNA binding. Gene Ontology annotation, biological process: endonucleolytic cleavage in 5'-ETS of tricistronic rRNA transcript (SSU-rRNA, 5.8S rRNA, LSU-rRNA); ribosomal small subunit export from nucleus; endonucleolytic cleavage to generate mature 5'-end of SSU-rRNA from (SSU-rRNA, 5.8S rRNA, LSU-rRNA).